CACAUGUUGAAUGGCGUAUGAUAAACCAGGAAAUACAAACCUGAUGUCAGCAGAAAGCUCUCUUUUAGUGAUUAAGUCAGUGCACGCUAACUUUCUCGCUUUAGAGUCGCUUCUGCUGAUCACAGGCUUGCGCGUCUGUGAGUCUCGCUUGUGAUCGAUCAUGCAAGCCAGUCAGAUAUCGCUGUUUCUUUGUCUGCUAUCAUGCUCUGCGUCCCUCGGGACUCGAUACACGCCCGACUGGACCAGUUUGGACUCCAGACCUAUUCCUGAAUGGUACGACGAGGUGAAGUUCGGGAUCUUCGUUCACUGGGGGGUGUUUUCGGUGCCCGCGUUCGGCAGCGAGUGGUUCUGGUAUUACUGGAAGAUCGCACUAAAACCUGAAUACAUCCUGUUCAUGACCAAAAACUACCCGCUUGGAUUCAGAUAUGCAGACUUCGCACCUGAUUUCCACGCGCAGUUUUUCGAUCCUGACCAGUGGGCUGAUAUCUUCGAAGCUUCAGGAGCGAAGUACGUGGUCCUCACGUCCAAACACCACGAGGGGUUCACAAACUGGGGGUCCCCGACCUCCUGGAAUUGGAAUUCUGUUGAUAAUGGACCUCACAGGGAUCUGGUUGGAGAUCUGGGCGAUGCGAUAAGAAGGAGGUCUCUGCAUUAUGGACUCUACCAUUCGCUGUAUGAAUGGUUCAAUCCCAUCUACCUGAGCGACAAGCAGUCUGGUUUCAAGACCCAGGAUUUUGUUGAAAAAAAGACCAUGCCAGAGCUCUACGAACUGGUUAAAAGGUACAAGCCAGACUUGAUUUGGUCAGAUGGGGACUGGGAAGCACCUGACACUUACUGGAACUCGACAGGAUUCCUGGCCUGGCUCUACAACGACAGUCCGGUCAAAGAUGUGGUGGUGACCAAUGACAGAUGGGGGGCGGGCUGUUACUGUAAACACGGAGGCUAUUACAACUGUGCUGACAAGUUCACUCCUGGACAGCUGCCCAAUCACAAGUGGGAGAAAUGCCAGUCAGUGGACACAAUAUCAUGGGGUUAUCGCCGAAAUAUGAAGCUUAGCGAACUGAUGGAUCUACCGUCCAUUAUAAAGGACAUGGUCUAUGUGGUGGCAUUAGGAGGGAAUUAUCUGUUGAAUGUGGGGCCCACAUCAGACGGCAUGAUUGCACCUGUCUUUGAGGAACGUCUCCGAGGGAUUGGAGCCUGGCUGAAGGUCAAUGGUGAAGCUAUCUAUGCAACCAAGCCUUGGAGAGUUCAGGCCGAGAAUGCUACAGUUCCCGUUUGGUAUACGUCAAAAAGCAGCACAGUGUAUGCAAUCUUCACCUCCAAUCCCAUGCAGAGCUCCUUUAAGCUCUUAACUCCUAAAACCUCCUACAAUACAGUGGUGACUUUGUUGGGGAACCCAGAGCCUCUGAAAUGGGCUCCUCUGCAGACAACAGGACUGAUUGUUCUGCUGCCUGAUCUGCCUUUCACACCCGCUGAUGCCUGGACCCUCAAACUGGAUGAGGUGGCCUAAAGCCUUUAACAUCAUUUUGUAGAUUUUAAUUAGAUUCUGAAGGACAUUUAUUUUCCUCCAUAUUUGCCUACUUGAAAAUUGACACGUUUGAAUGGCCUUAAAUAAAGUAUGUUCAGGAAGAGCCUUAUCUUUCAGUCCUGUCAAUCAUCACUGUGACUGUAAAUAAGCAGUAGUCGUUUACAAUUAUCUAGCUUAUUUUUUGUUUGUUUAUUAUUAUCUAGCAAGCAUUAGAGAAAAUCAGCUCUUGUACAUUUAACUACUUUUCCACUUAAUGUGGGAACGUGACAAACAUGUUCCCAAUGUUUUAAUGAGAACUGAAAUCAAAACCAAUUAAAAUUAUUUGUCAUUUUGAUGUUCUGUAAAAAGUUGUUUUUAAUUAUUUUUAAAUACUCAGGUUUUCAAAUUUUGCUGUUUAUUGUUAUUUCUGCAAUCAUUAUUUAUACUUUUUUUUGUACCACACAUGCCUGAAUUUUGUAAUGCACUUGUAUUUCUAAAAGAUGUUAUAUAGAGUUUAAUUGCUCAAUAAAAAUGACCAACUGAAUGGCACAUCAGAAGCAAA
Messenger RNA from Puntigrus tetrazona (Sumatra barb), 2069 nucleotides. Its product is annotated as tissue alpha-L-fucosidase-like. Gene Ontology annotation, biological process: glycoside catabolic process; fucose metabolic process. Gene Ontology annotation, cellular component: lysosome. NCBI's taxonomy places the organism in Eukaryota, Metazoa, Chordata, Actinopteri, Cypriniformes, Cyprinidae. The record is from RefSeq and is a predicted model, not a curated record. Bases 161 to 1510 code for a protein of 449 amino acids. Gene Ontology annotation, molecular function: alpha-L-fucosidase activity. The transcript has 8 exons.